UGAGAAAGGAGGAGGCCACUGCUGCCAGUGCUGGGCAAUGGCGAAGAGAAGAAUGGCUGGAUGAAAACAGCUACUUUGCAGAAGUUGUAGCCCUUACGCUGUUACUAGUACCUCGGCGUUUUUGCCUGCUUGCUGCAUUCCGCACAGAAGCUGCUCUGUUUUAGAGCAAUGUGGAGGAAAGAACUUGCCUGACUGCGCCUCGUCUUUGGCUGACAACCCAAGUGGGUGGGACAAGAAUCCUGAAGGUCUUGAGGGCUUCUUUUCUACCUGCCGGCAUAGAAGUGUAACAUUGACACCGGGCACCCCCGGGAGCGAAAGGCGGGCUUCUUCUGAGUUGGCGGACAACAGUGUACCUGAGCUGCAGACUGCAUGGAGAGAGCUUAGCCCAAUUCUCCCCGUCACUUCUGGCGAGAACAGAGUUCUAAGAUGUUGGGGGCAGACUUGGCGGUGGGGCCGAGUGGACAAGCUGAAGGGGACCCGACAGACGGCGGCUCAUUCUCUGGUCCCAGAAGUGGAACGGCGGUCAAUAGUUGCCCCGUUGAAAACGCCGUAGCUAUGCUUGCCGCAAAUGGUGGAGCUGUGGGGCAAAGUCCGGGAUCAGCGGGAAAAGUGCGCCAGUCUCGGGCGCCUCGUGGUCUCUCUUGUGCUCAGUGCGGCGUCUCGGAUGCACUGGUUCGAAUAAUUGCUCACAACAAGGAUGGGGAGGGCUACCAUUGCGGGGCCUGUUACCAGCACCGCCGGAAGCUUGAAGGACCCCUACCGGCGGCCUUCCUUCCCAGAAGAAAGGCCGGUCUCAUGAAUGACCGUCCCCAUGCCCACAACGGGGCCGUGCAGAGAGGGGCAGGUAUAGUCGCCGGAGGCGCUCUAGGGCCAAGCGCGGUAGGAGUUGCAAGUGGUUUGCGAAAGGCGCCAAUCAUGACGGGUAGCGGGGCAAAAGGCGCGGCAGAAAAUCGGAAGAAGCGGAAGGUUUCGGAAGGGGGGACUGGUGGGACCCCCGCAAAGAAGCGCCCCCCUCCAGAGGGGGCGGCUGCUGUCGGCACGGGGGAGACCGUUCACGGGGAUGAAUCGCAGGCAAAUGGUGGGAAUGGAGCAGACGGGAUCGGAGCAGCUUCGCUUGAAACGGGGGCAGGGGCCAGUCCUUCCUGGCAGGCUGGCAAAAACGUUUCUGCACAGACAACAGACUUUUCCAACCCGGCUCCGCUCACUCCCUCCGAGCUGCUGGAUGUGGCAGCGGCUCCGCCUGUUCCGGUCAAGUCAGCGGGCAGCCCGGAAGACGAGGCGACCCUGCAACAAAAGGCGCUCGAACUGGCGGAGGCCCAUCCUGCGGACCAGCCUUGGGAAAUGGAAGACAUCGACGGCUUUGUGGAUUCUCAGGUGCGUCUGCUUGAGGAGUUGUCCCCCGCUGAAAGUAUGAAGAGGCCGUGUGUCCGGGAAAAACCCUCAGGACCUGAUGAAGAAGGAGGGGCGCCUGCGGGUGCAAACGGGGGGCUUCCGGUUGAGAAGGCAGGGGAUCCCCCGGGAUUGCGGAAGGUGGAGGAACGAGAGGCGCCAGCUGGCGGCGAAGCGAGAAUGCCAGGUGGCAGCAGGGACGCCGCUGGUCCAGACCACUGGCUGCAGGAUCUUAUCGUCGAGCCUGACGGGCGGCAGGAAGUCGUCUUGGGGGACGCAGUGCCAGGGGGUGACAUGCUAGCGUCCCCUGCUUCGAUAGAAGGCGCUUCUCAGGGGAAGACGGCAAGUGAGGGUGAAGAGGAGAGGGGUUCUGCAGCGCAGGGGAAGAAGCGGGGGGGGGUGAGGACUGUAGUCCUUGGAGUGGCCGAGGUUGCUUCCAGGCUUGCCUCAAAGUUGCUUGGGAAGAAGGCGCAACGUGGCGAUGGGGGCUUGGAUUCGGAAGCUGCCGCAGAGCCUGGCAUUGGUAGGAGACCCCAAGAAGUGGUCGCCCUGACUAGUAGGGAGACAGAGCCCCAGUCGCCGUCGGGGGCUCUGGAAGGUCCGCUGUCAGACGAGCCUGACUCGCUGCCAUCCUUGGGAAAGCGAAGUACAUUGCAAAAUGGGGGGCAGGAGGAAGAUGGUGGAACCGCCCCCAAGGAGGCGGCUGCGGAGGAUGGGGUAGCAGCUUCAGAGAUGCUAGAGGCAGCGAAGGGGUCGGAGAAGGGUCCAGCGAACGGAGCGUUGGCGGGACCUCCGACUCAGAAACGUGGCGGUCAGGUAUUGGGCAACGGAGGGGACUCCGUCGGGGCCUCCAUUGGUGGUUCUGACGACGUGGGGGCAAGCACAAAGGGAGGCGGUGGAGAGGAUGAGAAUAUGGGUGAUGUCCCCUCAGUAGUCAGUAGCCUGUCGGGAAAGGGGCCUGCGGGUUCGAUUCUGCGAAACACUGGUGAAAAGGCGGGCAGCAGGGCGGAUCUCUCAGAACCCGGAGCUGCUUCCAAGGACCAGAGGGGAGCGCUGAUGCCGCAGAACGGGCAGGAGACGUGUGGUGCGGGCGACGCAAUGGGAAGUUUUGCAACGGACGUGGGCCCUUCAGAAGGGAGAAAGCGGAAGCGAGCGCAGGUGGGAGACUGCUUGAGAGGGGCUGAUGUUGGAAAGGAGAAGCGGAAGCGGGUCCGGUUGGAUCCGGCCUGUGCGCAGUGCCAGGUGAAGAUCGUGCAUACGAACUACAGGCGGCAUGGGCCGGACGGGUCAAAUUGCCUUUGCGUCACGUGCGGAGACGCCUGGGCUGCGACUGAGGAUGGCCUCAAGUGGGCGCUGCAUAAGUUCGGAACGGCUGAGUGUGCAAACUGCAAAGUAAACACGACAUUUCGACGGGAGGGUCCCGCAGGAAAGGGCACGCUGUGUGACCGGUGUGGGACAACCUGGAAUAACCGGGGAAGGCCGGAGACUUUCUCGUGGGACCCUCCCCACGUGCUAUUCAAGAUGCCGGAAAAGAAGAGGAAAGACCCGAACGGGCAAGGGGCUUCCGGAGAAAGCAGCGGCGUGGUCUUUCUAACUCAGACAUUGCGGGGCGGAGAGCAAGACGGGCUUAGGGACGAGGAGAGUGGUUUAGAAGGGGGAAACAGUGCGACGAACGUUGGGGGAAAGGAAAGCAGAACGAGUUGUGAAAGAAGGGGGAGCGUCGAAGGCAAGGGGAGCGCUAAAGGGCGAUGCAACGGAGGGAAAGUUGUGCACGAGAAGGGCAGGGGGGUUGGUGAAACCACUGGGGAAACCAGGAUUUGCCCCGGUUGUGAGAGGGCGAUACCCCCUGGAAAGGCGGCCGGUGGGCCUGGGGGCCAGAGAACCCUCUGCAGAACAUGCAACUUCGCUUGGCUGUAUACCCUCAAGAAAAGCGACCAGAUCCCGAACAACAGGCAUCUGAAAAACGUCCCUAACGCCUCCAAGCUCGGCCGUGGGAAGAAGAGCGUCGCUUUGGGAGAGCCUGUGGCAGUGGGGAAGAAAGGCGGCGGUCCGAUGGGGGAGCGGGAAGAGAAGCAGCAGCCUGCCAGGGAAGAAGCAACAACGACGGAGGUCGUCAAAUCGUCGCCGCUGGCUCAGAGUGGGUUGAAGGGAACGCGGAAAGGGAGAAAGGGGGGCGAUAGCCAGCGAGGAAAAAAGUCGGGGGGCAAGGGCGGAGCGUUGAGGCAAAAGAAUGUUGAGAAGGGGUCAGGGGAGAAGGGCAAAAUACGGAGAGAAAAAGAGCAGGCCAAAGCGGAAGAGAAGCCGUCGGGGAAGGGGGACCCUCACGUGGGGCGGCCAGAAGACAAGAAACAGAAUAUGGGCGAAAAGGGCGGUGCAAUAUUGGCGACGGGGCAGGGUAAGAAGUUGCCCGGGAAGGGGAAGCGGGGUCGUCAGUUGGUAAUCAGAAACGGAGGGGUGAAAGAAGUGGCCAUUGAAUUGAAGAAGCAGCGGAACGAGGGCGGGGGAAGCUCGGUGGUUGAAGAACCAAGCAAGGAGUUAAGUCCGCGGAAUGUAGGGGAAAGGGAAAAGGGUUCCGUUUCGGAAGGGGCCACUAGUAGGGGGUGGGUGUAUGACGAGACUCCGGAGGAAGGCAAGGGGGCUAAGGGCUGUGCCGGUGCAGAGAGCAGCGUCGAGGGGUACGUGUUCACGGUAGCAAACACCGGGAACCCGUUCAUGACGCCAAGAGGGGUGAAGCUCUUGUCCUACUUGCUAGAUGGCCCGGACGAGGAAGAGCCCGGGGAGGAUCCGACUGGGGACGACCCGCCCAAACGGAAGCGGGCGCCGCUAGGGCUCGCGCCGCGCGAGGUGCGGGUCUGCGUGAAGAAGGUGCUGAAAGCGCUGGACCCGAGGAAGUUCAUGGUGAGCAAUCCGCUGUCGAAUCGGGAGUCGUUUGUCGUCAGGGGGGUGGAGUGCUCGGUCCCCCAGGGGGUCAACGUCGGAUCGUACUCAGCCGCAGUGCAGGAAAUGGUCCUAGCUGCUCUUGGGGAGGAGACGAAAGUCCGGGGAAAGGCGACAGCUGGCGCGCCGAUGUGGAAACCGGACGCGAAACUGUCGGAGGAGCUGCGGUGCUCGAGGAGUGAUGGGCGGGGAUGGCGGUGCGGGCAGGAGCGAUGGGGCGAAUACACCAUGUGCGAGCAUCACGUGCGACAAGCGAAUGCGCGGAACGGGAAGAAGGGCCCUGUAGGGGGUCUUAUGCAAAAGGCAAGGAAAGGGCCCGCGAGGUUGAGCGGGAAGAAGGGCGCGGCGCGGGGGUUGGUGUUGAAGGCGAAAGGCGGGGCGAGGGUGAGGGGGCUGAAGGUGGGAAAAGGCGCGGGGGACAAGCUGGCGGUGUUACAACGGCUCAAGGAUGUGCAGCAAAAGAAGGGGGUGGUCCAACGGCGGUGCCACCAGUGCAACAAGCACGGGAGUCUAGUGGGCUGCGGGGGCUGCGACACUAAGUACUGCCAAAGCUGCGUGGGGACCUGGUACUCCAAGCGUGCAACCGAAGUGACGGUCCACGACGGCAGGCGCCAGUGGGAGAAGUGUCCCCUUUGCGUGGGCAACUGCAACUGCCGGCGCUGCCUGAUCGACCCCGCGCCCGCAAACUACGCGGGGUGCGACACCGAUCCAGCCGCCCAUGAUCGCAAGACGGAUCUUCUCCGCUACGCGCUGCGCAUGAUCGCCUCGAACCUGCACACAAUCCAGGAAACGCAGCAGAAGGAAGUCACGCUCGAGCGCGCGCGAUCGAGCGGGCGUUACGCGGUCAAGCGGGCCAAGGUUCAGAACGACGAGAGAGUGCUCUGCAACUGCUGCCGUACUUCCAUCGUGGACUACGUCCGCUCCUGCAGCGCCGCGACGCACUUCGACCUCUGCCUCCAGUGCGCCGAGGACGUCCGAAACCACAAAAUGGCGCCGGAGACCGGACUCGGACCUCGUUCGGACAACAGCCAAACCCAGGGAACCCCCAAGCGCGAAGAGCGGACUGCUGAAGCGCCUCUUGAAGAAAGGGAAGGCGGUGCAGAGAAGAUUGGACGGCUGGGGUUAGGAAAACGGAGGGCGGUCGACGAGGGUUCGGGUGCCGUUUCGACUUUUGGGAGGGACGGUUACGACGAAGUUCAGCGGUUGGGUGGUUCGGAUAUGGUCGCUUCUGGUCCAGGGGGAUCAGAGCUGGUGGACUUUGCCGAGGGGGGGUCCGAGAUGGUACUGGGGUCGCAGAAAGCGGAGGUGAAAGGCGGGUGGUGGUCAAGAGAGCCUGCCGCGGGGGUGGAAGAAAACAAACCCGCUCGGCUAGGGGGGCCAGCGGGUGCGGACGGGCCACCCCCCCGGAACGAAGGGGAACAUGCGGCGGUCCUAGCUGGUGCGAACGAGGAGGCUCGCGCUGCCGACGCUGCUGACGGGGGGCUCGAAAAGUUUCCGGGAGACGACACGUGUACGGUUCCCAAGGGCUAUGUCCGGGGAGGGGGGCAGACGCAGCUGGAAGAAAGGGGGGGAAAGGGGCAGGCCGGAAUUGCACCUGCAGAAGCGGGGGGGAAAGCGGAAGCGUGGGGAGAAGCAAAGGAGCUGCUGGAAUUGGGGGCUGCUGUUGCUGAUGGGGGGUGGAAAAUGGAGCCAGCAAAAGAGGGGGGUUGCGAAAAUGCAGCCGGAAAAGUGAGUGCGGACGGAGGAUUAGCGGUUGAAGGUGGGAAAGGGGAAAGAGAAGCGGUUGUGCUGCUCGAUUGCGGAGUUUCACAGCGGCCUGCCGACGUGGAUCCGUCUGGCGGCGGUCUCGAGGAGGGGGAUUCCCCAGCGAAAGAACGCGGAGAUGCGAAGCAGACGGUGACAUCGGUGGAAGUUGGCGGCUUGACAGAAAACGUCAGGGGAGAAGGGUCGGGACAGGGCGAGCCGCUGAAAGUAAUUAGACCUGCGUCCGAUGUUGCGGAUGCGACGUUGUCUGGCACCGGCACAGCCAAUGGGAAGAAGGGAACCGCCCAGAAGCAGAGUCGGCGAAGCAGUGUCAGGGAAGUUCUUGCGCUCCUAGGCAACGACUCGCCCGCUCUCGAGUUUGCGGUAGACGGCGACCUGACCUCCGAACGGUCGAAGCGCACCAGGCCCCGUAAUUCGGAGCUGGGCCUGACCGCGAGCCCGAGUAACUCGCCGACAACGCCAAAAAGGAGGCCUCUCCGGAACGGCUUGCGGCGGCGUUCGGGGAAGGGGGAGACGGACCUCGUCGUUCUGGACGAUUCUGAGGGUGAAGCGGAGCCGGAAAUGGACGGCGAUCUGCCGCCGUGGCUGCCGACAGAACGGGGAAAGAUCGUGUGUCCGGGGAAGGAGUGGGGCGGGUGCGGAAAGGGCGAUUUGGAGCUGCGGUCGCUCCAAGGGGACAAAUGGAUGGAGAAACUGGACAGGGGGUUGCGGGAGAUCGUGGGGGGGGGGUCGGAGAAAGCUGAGGAGCUGCCCUGCGAGUGCGUCUCGGUAGCGCCGGCAAAGGACCCGGUUGCCGGUUCAUCACGGAUCUCCUACGACCUCGGACUGGCCAAGCGGUCGAACCUCCGGCGGGCCGCAAGUCGAGCAGAUUCUGCGGCCAACUUUAUCUACUCUCCAGAUGCUAGUGACAUCAAAGCGAACCCAGCUGGCGCGCUGGAGCAUUUUCAGCGGCACUGGGCGCGCGGCGAGCCGGUGAUCGUGCGCGGGAUCCAGAACCGCGCGGACGCGCUCAGCUGGGAUCCGAACGUGAUGUGCACCGCCGUCAAGGAGACGGCCAAGGACCGGGACACGUGGGAGCGAAAGGAGGUCGCGGCCGUCGAUUGCCUCGACUGGAACUCGGUCAAGAUCAAGACGCAGGACUUCUUCGAAGGCUACCUCACGGGCCGGGUUCACGGGGGAGACGGCGACGGUUGGCCGGAGAUGCUCAAGCUCAAAGACUUCCCCCCCAAGGAAGCGAUGGCUUCCCGGCUGCCCCGGCACUGCCGUGACUUUGUGGAGUCGUUGCCCUACCACGAGUACACCCACCCGACCAAGGGGCUCCUCAACCUGGCUGCUGCCCUGAAGGACGACCAGAACCCCCCCGACCUGGGUCCCAAGAGCUACAUCGCCUACGGCCACCGGGACGAACUAGGGAAGGGAGACUCCGUGACCAAGCUGCACUGCGACAUGUCGGACGCCGUCAACGUCCUGCUACACAGCCACGUCGUCCGAUUGUCCAAACAACAAGAACUCGAGAUCGGACGGUUCAAACGCAAGCAGCGGGCAAAGAACGGGGUUGGCUUAACGAGAGGAGGGGCAAUAGAGAACGGAACGGUCUCAGGCGAAGAUGGGGGCUUCGUUUCGGCGGCGAAUGGACCCCCCCAAAAGGGAAGUGGAAACGAGGAGGCAGGUGGAAACGGGGCGGGAUCGGGGAGUGAUUUGAAGCCAAGCGCGAGCGGAGGGGGCCUUCUGACGGCGGAAGUGACCAAAGAGAACGGAGUCGGUACGGGGAAAGGGACCGUCAGCGGAGCGGCGCCGGACGGUGUUGCAGGAGGGAGGGUCCGUUUGCCUGCGGAUCUGGCCGCCAGACAUGGGAGAGAAGGUCCGAGCGCAGGGGGGGGGGCGAGAGCUCUUGCAGUUUUGUGUGCUCCUGCGCUUUCUGUAAAAAUCGACGGCGAGCGGAACACCGGAGCUGAUACGGACGGUGCAGAUUGCGCACCGCGCUCGCCGCUUACUGGCCCAUCAACGGCUGUCAACGGGGAACCGUCUGCUGCGGCAGAAUCCGAGGGGCUUCAGUCAGUGUCUCCGGCCCCCAUGGAGAUCGACAAAGCAUUCCGUCCGGAAGGAGCGAUUCUGGGCGCUGAAACGGAACUUCAGCGGAAGGAAUCCGGAGCGCACGCCAGACUCCCCUCGCAUCUUGCUUCAGAGGCGAAUGGAACGACAGGGGGCGCGGGACUGGUGCCGGAAAUUGACACUCUGCCGGGAGUUGCGCCUGCGCCGCAGCCUGCGGCGGCAGACGCGGUGUCAAACGAACCUGUCGCCCAGAACGGAGAGACUGCGGCCGAAGCUCCACAACCUGAGAGUUGCGGCUUAUUGGAAAGUCCCGAUGGAGAGAAGCGCGAGUUGCGGUCAGUAAAGCGGGCGAGAGCGGAAGGGGGGGUCCAAACUGGGGCGGAAGAGGGGGGUUCGGCAGAGGGAACGCCGCCAGCGAAGCGCCCAAAGCUUAUGAGCAGAAAGGAGCAAGAGAUUAUAGAGAAAAGGGAAGCCGCGGCCCUCCAGGCUAGGGGGAGUGCUCAGCCGCUGGCAACCGAGUCGGGGGGGAGGCUUCGCCCGGCAAACCAGGCCCCCCUGCGGAGUCUGGGACCCGGGUAUCAGAGCGCAAAAAAUGGGAAGCUGAAACCGAAAGCGAAGCCUGGUUCGGGUACAGCUAAGGGGAUUCUGGUUCAGCUGAAGAGCGUGGCGGGGGGGCUGAAGCCGGGCCAAAAGAAGGGGGGGGCGAAGAAACGGCGGAAGGAAGAGGGGUAUGGCGGAGCGGAAUGGGACAUUUUCCGGCGGGAGGACGUGCCAGCGCUCCGCGACUUUCUGCUGCGGCACCGGGAAGAGUUUUUGCACUUCAACGAGCAAGUCAUUCCGCGGGUUGACCACCCCAUCCACGACCAGACCUUCUUCCUGACACACGAGCACAAGCGAAAGCUUAAAACGGAAACGGGCGUUGAGCCGUGGACGUUCGAGCAGUACGACGGGGAAGCGGUGUUCAUCCCAGCGGGGUGUCCUCACCAGGUCCGAAAUCUCAAGUCGUGCGUCAAAGUGGCGGUCGACUUCGUGUCCCCCGAGAACGUGGACCAGUGCAUGGCGCUCACCGAGGAAUUCCGGGCGCUGCCUGCGGGCCACCGCGCAAAGGAAGAUAAGCUGGGGGUUAAGCGGAUGCUCCUCCACGCGGCCAGAGCGGCUGUGGAUGAGGUCAAGCGCUUACACAGGGAGGCCGGAGGAGCGGUGUCGAGAACGCGCCGGCAGGCGGGAUGAGUUAGUAACGCAGUUGAUGUGAGGCGCCGUUAGGCUAACUGUGACAGAAGAAAUGGUUCAGAAUGAUGCUUUCCACAUACACGGCUGCUUCACCGAACGGGCGGCUUGACCGCUAGUGGAGUCCGACCGCGCAACCCCGAGAGUCUCUGUCAAGCCCACGAUACGUGGCGCAUAGUGGGCCACAAUCUUACAGAAUGCGGUCGGAUUCAAAUUGUUUGAUAAGAUGGCAAAAUAGAACAAGUCGCCAUCGAUUACAAGGAUGAUUGAGUCUGUACAUAGGAACAAGACUCAGCAUGUACAGUUAGCACUGGCUACAUGGAGCAAGUUCAGCUAGAACCCGAUGCUUGUCACUAAGAUUUGAGAAUGGAAUUGCGAUAGACCGACCACUCGAUCGUGCUUUUUCUUUGGAAAACCGUACCCACAUCUGUCAGCGCA
Messenger RNA from Klebsormidium nitens, 9807 nucleotides. NCBI's taxonomy places the organism in Eukaryota, Viridiplantae, Streptophyta, Klebsormidiophyceae, Klebsormidiales, Klebsormidiaceae. The record is from the annotation of a GenBank genome assembly.